Acromyrmex echinatior (Panamanian leafcutter ant) is the source of this 5158-nucleotide messenger RNA. RefSeq lists its product as uncharacterized. Gene Ontology annotation, molecular function: chromatin binding. The record is from RefSeq and is a predicted model, not a curated record. Gene Ontology annotation, cellular component: MSL complex. Lineage: Eukaryota; Metazoa; Arthropoda; Insecta; Hymenoptera; Formicidae.
AGCGGGUGCAGAUGGUCGCGGUAGUCGCCGCGGCGUCGGCGGCAAAACUGCGGCAACUGCGCUCGCGUCAACAAAAUGUCAAACCAGUCAAACGUCAGCUCGCUGUCCGAGCGACUCGUCGUGAACGGUGAGAGGAGCAGGAGCAGCGUCAACGCUGCUGGUGCCGCCACCGGCGCUGUCAGUGGCAACGGCGGUUGCCGCGGGGUAAGAGGAGUAGGAAAGGGCAAUUGCGUGGGUGGUGGAAGUGUCUUUGAUUCUUACAAUAGUGCCGAUUCUUGUGUCAGUCACAUCAGUGCCGGUAGUAAUAAGAAUAAUAAUAAUACUACUGAUAUCAUUGGUAACGGCGGCGUACUCGUUGUUACCGGCGGCGUCAUCGGUGGCGCCGCGGACGGUCUCCGCGACGUGACGUUGUCCGACGCCUUACGCGACACGACGCCAGUGAAUUUCUGCCGCGAGACGACAGUACCGCGUACCUGCAGCGGCGACUGUCGUUGUUGUACUUACGCUGUCGACGCGUUAUUAUCCUCGGUGACAGGAGCGACGACGUGCCUGGCCAACGGUGGCGGGGUCGACGUCGCCGCCAAUGACGACGACGACGACAACGACGACGACGACGACGACGACGACGUCGCAACGUCGAUCAACUAUCGUGAGAUUACAUUGAGCAGCGCUGGAACCAGGACGACGACGACGACGACGACGACGCCGCUGCUGCUGGACGCCGGUAGCGUCAACGCGAGAACGAUCAACAGAAGUAGGAGCGGAAACAGUAACAACUCUACAAACGCCGCUGCCGUCGUCAUUGUUGACGUCGCGCCGUCGUUUCCCGACGUCGACGACGACGACGACGACGACGACGACGACGAAGAAGAAGACGAAGAAGAAGACGAGGACGACGAGGACGACGAGGACGACGACGACGACGACGACGACGACGAAGAAGAAGAAGAAGAAGACGAGGACCGUCGCCGCUAUCACGAUCGCGGCAAGAUGGUCGCGGCGAUGAACGAGCACCUGUCGAACGCUACGACGACGACAACAUCAUCACCACCGGCGGUGGCAAACGCCAUCCGCAACACCAUCGCGAUGUCAUCAUCGUCAUCCUCAUCAUCGUCAUCAUCAUUGUCGUCGUCGUCGUCGUCUUCAGUAUCGUCGGCUAUGAUGACAGCGACUACCACAAAUGCCGGCGGCAAUCCUUCCGUCACGAUGAUGACGAUGAGCAGUGUCGGGAGCGGUGCUAAUGGUAACAAUAACAACGCCGGCGGCGGUGGCUGCACCAGCGCUCGCAACCAAGAAUUCCAGGACAUGGACGGCGACGGCAAGAGCACCAGCGGCAACACCGCUGCCGCCGGUAUCCAUAGUUUUCCAUGUGAUUUCGAUCAUAUGUAUGCCAGCAUGACCGACGGUGCUGCGCCGGCUGCCGCCGCGGCCACCGCGGCCACCGCUCUCGGCGUCAGUCCGCUGCGCGGCAAUGAGCCUCGUCACAAUGAUCUCACCGAGGUCAAACACCUCAAGGAGCUGCUGUUGCUCCACCUCGACCUCAUCCAGCAGCAGUCCGAGCAGAUCGUCACCAAGGACAAACUCCUCGCCGCGCUACGUCAGGAAAAUGAGACGCUGAAGCUACGUUUGGAACGUAUGGAAAGGCGUGUGAACCUUCAAAAACUGAGAUCUGAAUGUAGCGAGAAUUCUACCGGUUCUGAGCAUUUAGGCGCCUGCUCGCCCACCAGUGUCAAUUCAGUGAAUGUACCUUCGACCAGCGAACUACAUAGAAAUGUUCAAUGCGAGAGUACCAACAGUAGCAACAUCUUGCACGAGAGCUUUAAGAUACGUCUAAACACUAGUGGCGGUAUCACUACUGUUAAACAAGAACCACACGAUAAUCAAAUUAAAUUGGAAGUCAAACAAGAGCCUAAUAACGAGGCGAGGUUUGAAUGGGAAGAGAAAAAAAAGAGACGAUCUGAUCCAACACCCUUGUCUACAGGUAGUAAAAAGAAAAGGGGUCUCUCUUGUUCAUCUACUGUUAGUAAUGACGGAGUGCAAGAAAAGAUAUUGGGUCAGACAUUGCACGAAACCAGUAGAAAGAGCGACAGGAAGUCGAAAUCUCUUGUGAAAAAAGAAUCCUUUCUCACGACAGAGGAACAUUAUUAUACAGCUGUAGGAGAUCCAACUUAUACAUUAAAUAUGAAACAGUUUAGUCCAGUAGAUACAAGUAAUUCAUUAGAAGUUCCAAAUUGGAGAGUAAAGGUAUAUACAAGUUGUUAUACAAUGGAGGGAACCGAGAAUUUGGACGAUGAAAUUUUUAAUAAGAGACAUUUGAAAUUAGAGAACGAUGAAAGGAGGCGAAAGCGAUGGGAUGUACAAAGGAUAAGGGAACAAAGGCAUAUAGAAAAGUUGAAGCAACGACAAGAACGUCAAAAUCAUCAAGCUACGUGUUAUAAUACAAAUCAUACUGGUCCUUGUCCAUCGUCCAUGGAGGAGGAAAUCAUAACUUCCUUGUGGCCUGAUAUAGAACAAAUUCAAAGUAUCCAAGUAGAUCUUCAUUUGCCAGUAACUGCAUUUGGCGCACCUAUUCCUAGUUUUACUCCAUGUGAAUUCUCUUUACCCUGGUCGAAUAUAACGCGAAUAAAGUGUCGACGUCCUAAACGUUCAACAAGUAGAAGAAAAUCUACAAGUAGAAGAAAAGUUUAAGAGAUAUAAAUUUUUAUAAAAUUGGACAGAACUGAUUUUAUUGGUACCGUCAGUUUUAAACUCUUGAAAAUAUUACUGCUCCCUCUCACGCCAUAAUUGAAACAGCGUUUUUCGUUGCAGGGGCACCAAAGAUAUUUUUAUUGACUUUUUAAACACAUGCGAUAUAAUAUAGUUUAUCUAUUUUUUCUACAUUUUUUUAUUUAAGUAAAUUCGUCGUCAAUAUUUGUUUGAUACAUCUAUUCUAUAUUUUGUACUCGGUGUUGGUCAUUUUAUUUAUAUAACUAUGAAUAGAUAUCACAUACCAUAACGAAGUAUCCAUCCGGCAUAUUGAACAUUUUUCAACUCCAGACUAGAUUUUUGUUUCAUUUUCAGUGAGUUGACAAUAUUGAUAUUUGCAAAACUUUUUUACUGCUUCAAUUAUAUGGAGUACUUUAUAUUACUUUUGUAAUUAAACACAUUCUUUGUUAUUAAUUAUUAAAAAAUCAUUAACUACCAUGUAUGUUAAUACUAUACACUUGAUAAAAAUACAUUGUAAGACAAAGCGGAAGAAAAUACAAUGAAUUUUUAAAUUUUGUGUAGCUCCUUUUGAUAUUUUAUAAAUUCUGCAUUUCUUAAUAAUUUAAAACUUAACAUCAUAAUGGUACAUAUUCUUGAAAAAUUAAGCAUUGCCGCCGAAUUGCGUUUGAUUAACUUCCAAAAUUGACAGUACAAAUGUAUAGAAUGUUUCAGAAAAUACGCGCUUCCUCAAACAAAUUUUUUGACAAAAUUAACAUUUCCUUCAUGAAAAUUUGAUGGCCUAAUGAAAUAAUUUGCAUGAACUUUUCAUAAAGGAAACAUUAACGUCAAGAAAAUUUGUAACUAAAAGAAACUGGAUCGUCUUUUGAUACAAUCUGUAUGCUGUACACCUAUUGGAUUACUAAUAAGAUUAAUAUAAAGCAACAUAAGCGACAUCGAUAUUGUUAUAUCAUCUGCUAUUUUUGCUCCCAAGCAUGUUGAACGCUGAACAUUAAAAUCCGAGAAAUAUAAGCGGAGAAGAAGAGACAUCGUAAACAAUUGUAAAAUCAUUGAUAUCGCGAGUAAUAGUUCAAUUUUACUGAUCUGAGACACAAGGUUCUUUAACACGAUUUUAGUACAAUUUAGUUCGAUUAAAUUUAACUAUACUGACAUGGUGCGUAUUAUAUAUUUAAUAAAUAAAAUUGUAUGUAAAUUUUUCAUUCGUGGUAUCUUUAAAUAUUGAUGCAUUUGUUGACAAUUAUUUUGCAGUUCUGUCAUACAUAUAUAUACAGGGUAUUCCGUAAAAAUCGGAACAACGCUUAAAGGGAGAUUUUUAAGGUCAUUUUAAGACGAAAAUUCUAAUAUCAAAGUGCCGAGGGGAAAAUAUUUCUUUUAAUAUAAUAAAUAUUAAUAAUUUGAAAUAUUUAUAAGAGGCAAUAAUUAGCUUUCAUUUUUAGCAUUUUGUGUCGUUAUUCAAACGCGCAAAUUUUAGGCGGUAUAAUUUGCUAACUUGAAAUGCUUAUAGUUAAAAACCUGUUAUAGUCUCAAUAUUUUGAUUCCGGUCUUUACAGAACAACCUGUAUAUGUAUAUAUAUGUAUAUCACAUUUGAUCGGAGAUGAUUUCUCAUAAUUUCGAUUUUAUUUGUGAAAAUAAAGUAGUCUUACGAAUGUAACGGAUCGACGUAAAUAAUAAUUUGAGCAGAUGCCAACAUUAUUUUCGCAUAUUCAAUCUGCCGAAUAUCAAAUAAUUUUUUAUAUAUGGUGUCUGAUCCAUAAUAAUUUGUCUCGGAUGAAUAAAGAUAAAAAUUGUAUAUAUUUUUCCUUAGAGAUAGAUUUUUUACGUUUUAUUUUUAAGAUGUAUAUAUAGGGUGUCCCAUUUGAAAGGAUCCACCUCAAAUAUCACAGAAAUUGAAAAAUGUUUUAGACAAAAGUUUUUUUACUUUAAGGGGAACAUAAUAUUAAUUUGGAUGACGUUGUCAAGGCAAGGUCCAUCUUAUGUUCUUCUUGAACUAAAACACAGUAUUUCUGAGAUAUUUGAAUGGAUCCUUUUAAAUGGGACACCCCGUUCUGUAAAAUAAUAUAUUAACCGUCCAUGAAAACUAUUAGAAUUUCAUGAACAAAACAGCAUUUGAUGCUACGAUACGACGAAUGUAAUUAUCAAUAUCUUGUAAAUGACAAUUUUUUUAGCUGUGGAAUUAUUAAGUUCUUAGUACAUACAUCUAUAAAUAUAUACGACACAUAAAUAUAUAUGCUUUAUGAGAAAAAGAAUAUAUAAAUUAUUAUUUUUUAAUGUAUAUGCGUCAACAGAGAGAAUUUUGUUACGUCGGCAGAUGUACUGUGUGUCAAAAGUUGUAUGAAAGUUUCUAAGAAGGACGUAGGGAGAACUAGGUUCUCCAAUGUCACAUUCGCCUUAAACGUCCUAUUAUGUAAUAUAACAUCGAGUACAUUUUAGAAAUAAAAAAGGACAUUGAAUUAA